AUGUCACUGCAAGUGUCCAAUCAAACUACGUCCGGGCGUCGUACACCGCAGGUGUAUCCUGGAUUUGGUGCUUUACCUGCUGGCGCAACAGCUACAACACCAACGGCCACCAAUGGAAGUGGCACAGCAAGCGGACCGAAUACCGCUGGAAGCGGAUCAGUCGGUCGUGCGGGAAAAGGCAACAGCAAACAAUCACAUAUUCCGGUAGCAAUCGGUAGUGUGGUCGGUACGCCAAACAUCACCGAAACCACCCCUGCAGCUGCGGCAGCACCACAAACAGCCGUUGUACACCCCGGUACGGCAGGAACCACCGAUGGAACGCCUGGACAAAAAUCACUCCAAUCGGAUCACGUUUAUGGCAUGAAACAACAGAGCACUGCUGCUGCUGCUACAAUGAUCCCAGCUGCUGCUGCGAAUCGGUCAACCACCAACGGAACUCAAUCGGCGACGGCUGAUAAAAGCAGAGUUUCUCAGCAGAAAUCUUCUGCAGAGGUUGCAGUGACCGGCAAAAAGGCAGAACAACCAGCCGCACCACCACAGCUUGCCGUGACAGGCGAAACUGGUUCAAAGCUACGCGCUCCAACAAACUCCCGCAAUGCACAGCAGAAACAAUCGGCGGCUGAUGAAGGUGUUGCUGCUGCAAAAGCAUCCGUGCAGCAGCCGAAGACCGAAAAAGCUGCUGUUACCGAUAAUUCUCUUCUGACGGAAAAAUCACUCCGAGGAUUCAUGUCUGAUGGUGAAGAGAUGGAAUCGCUUCUGUUGGAUCCGUGGGAUUUGGAGGACACACAGCCGCUAGCUCGCACGAACGCUGGCAAGUCCAAGGCUGCGCAAAAAGCGGUACCACAGGCACAGGCACGCGUUAGCCCGUUCAAGACGGGAAAGCAGCAGGAUAAUGCUACCGUAGAGAAGGAAGCAACUAACAGCAGCAGCCCAUCCAAGAAGGGUGCUGCUCCACCGGAAGUAGAAGCUGACAAGAAUCGUUCACCGAAAGCGUCGGUCGCCUCCAAGGGUGGUGAAUCCACUGCUCCGUCUACACCUGUGAGCAGCGGUAACGAUUCGUUGAUCGGACGUCCGCUCCGUUCCAUCUCCGGUCGCCGUUCGACCCGUCCGAUUGCAGACAUCAAGUUUACGCACCAUCGCCGUUCGAUCGCCGAUCCGCACAACGAUUCGAUUUCCAGCAUGAAUGUAACGAUCGGUUCGGAGGUUGGGAACGAUAGUCUGUUGAUGCGUACGCCAGCACCGGCAUCGCGCAAACGCAAGGACAUGACGCCGGAAUCGACCUCGGAUAUUGCUGUGGCCGAGAGUCCGAAACGGGCACGGUUUGAUUUGAGCGGCAUUUUCAGCAAAGUUGUCGGCACACCGGUAUCGAUGCUAAAGGACCGUUUGUUCCGUGUCAACCUACAGAGCACACCGCGUGCGUUGAUCGUUGAUGAGGAGGACGCAUCGAAGGUAGUUACGGCCGAAGCUACCACCACAACCGCUAACAUUACACCCCAGAAGGAUGGUGAAGGUGGUGCUGCCGACAAACCGGCGGAAGGUCAAACUACCGCCGCAAAAAUGGAGAUAGAUGUGGCUGAAAAGGAGGACAAAUCAGUUGCCGAGUCCGGUCAGACGGUCGUUUCGGGAAAGGAUGACACCGAGAAGCAGCAGCAACAAGGGCAGGAAUCUUCAUCGGCCACCGUUGCUGAUGAGGAUGAGGUUGAGGUGAAGAUCGUCACCACUGGCCAGCAGCAACCAAAGCGGUGUAGUAUUAUGUAA
Anopheles maculipalpis is the source of this 1758-nucleotide messenger RNA. RefSeq lists its product as uncharacterized. The transcript has a single exon. Bases 1 to 1758 code for a protein of 585 amino acids. Lineage: Eukaryota; Metazoa; Arthropoda; Insecta; Diptera; Culicidae. The record is from RefSeq and is a predicted model, not a curated record.